This is a messenger RNA of Strongylocentrotus purpuratus (purple sea urchin), 1284 nucleotides long. Its product is annotated as E3 ubiquitin-protein ligase TRIM56-like. The coding region runs from base 1 to 1284 and encodes 427 amino acids. Gene Ontology annotation, cellular component: chromatin; nucleoplasm. Lineage: Eukaryota; Metazoa; Echinodermata; Echinoidea; Camarodonta; Strongylocentrotidae. The record is from RefSeq and is a predicted model, not a curated record. The transcript has 2 exons. Gene Ontology annotation, molecular function: ubiquitin-protein transferase activity; zinc ion binding. Gene Ontology annotation, biological process: positive regulation of DNA-templated transcription.
AUGGCCUCUGCAAGGCAACUUCUGAUAGACAGUCUGCAAUGUCCAAUCUGCAAGGGUCUUCUCACCAAGCCGAAGCUCCUACCUUGCUCGCACACAUUCUGUGAAGGUUGUCUAACCAAACUCCACUCAACUCAAGUUCUGGGCGAUCGGAUAACGUGCGCUGUGUGUAGCUCGGUUGCACCUCUGUCCAAAAAUAACGUAUUCAACUUUUCAACCAAUCAAAUUGCCCAGUCCCUUGUAGAAGAUUUCAAAGAGAGAUCGGUCAAGAAGAGAAUGACCGAUGUAACGGAUGGCGGUUCCUCUGGCCAACGAUGCACCGUGUGUGAUGCUGAUGAUCAAGGGCUUGCUACCUUCUACUGUCAGCAUUGUUCAGAAUUCCUCUGCGACUCUUGUCUUGAGCAGCACAAAAGGUUUAAGAAGUAUGUCUUUCACGAGCUUGUUAGUGCUAGAGACAUCGCAUCAGGGGAAAUCAGAAAACAACUUGCGUGUACAGAACAUCCCAGAGAACUGCAGCAGUUCGUGUGUAUCACAUGUCAGGUGCGCAUCUGUUGUAGGUGUUUGGAAGUGGGUCAUAUGCCUGACAGGCAUGAUGUAAUCGGAAUUGAAGUGUAUGAAGAGGGCCACAAAGCAGCAGUUGAUCUUUUGCAGGAACAAAUAGAACAGAAAACCACUGUGAUACAGAGCCACUCGUCCUUUGUGAAGGAGCAGAUUGGCAUAGUUCUAAAAAGUAUCGGUCAACGAAGGCAAGAAAUCGAAAAUGUCUUUGAGGGAGCUGUCGAACGAAUACGACGAAGGAAAGAUCAACUGCUUGAAGACUGCAACACCUUUGAGAGAACGCCAUGUGAAAAUCUUGAAGGAAUCAUCCAGUGUAACGAUGACUUCCUUGAGAACCUAUCAGCUAAGGUUUCUGUAGUCACCGACGAGUCUACAGCUCAACGCGUAGACCAGUCGUUGCCCGAGCGUGUUGCACGAGUUGAUGAGCUGGAGGCUCUCGUGAAAGGAGACAACCCUGAUUCAUCUCUUCCUGAAUCUAUAGCACUCCGUGCAGAAUUCCUGACCUUCCAACAAGCUGCAGAGUCCAAGGGUCUUGACCUUGGAACUGUUCAGUUGGCUAUUGCAACCAGGAAUGCAGACAUCAGAGAUAAUGCACCCCUGUGGCAGCUUGCGUGUGAGCUCUCUCCUUUCCUUGUACAAAGAGAAUACCAGCCACAUGAAGAGGGUUCGGGCUGGAAGGACCAAGGAUCGCCCUUCUCUUCAGUCUCUGUCACUCUACCAAGUCAUUAA